Molecule: messenger RNA, 1374 nt
Organism: Knipowitschia caucasica
Lineage: Eukaryota; Metazoa; Chordata; Actinopteri; Gobiiformes; Gobiidae
Source: the annotation of a GenBank genome assembly
AUGGAGUCAGAGGAGUCGAGCUGGAGAAACAAAAGGCUGCGUGUCCCGGAGGACGCCGCUCAGUUUCUGCUCCAUUUCCUGCUCUUCAGUCACCUGGAUCUAGACCUGGACCUGGACCUGGACCAGGACCAGGACCAGGACCUGAGCUAUAGAACGACCACACGGCGGCUACAGAACGACCACACGGCGGCUACAGAACGACCACACGGCAGCUACAGAACGACCACACGGCGGCUACAGAACGACCACACGGCGGCUACAGAACGACCACACGGCAGCUACAGAACGACCACACGGCGGCUACAGAACGACCACACGGCGGCUACAGAACGACCACACAGCGGCUACAGAACGACCACACGGCGGCUACAGAACGACCACACGGCGGCUACAGAACGACCACACGGCAGCUACAGAACGACCACACAGCGGCUACAGAACGACCACACGGCGGCUACAGAACGACCACACGGCAGCUACAGAACGACCACACAGCGGCUACAGAACGACCACACGGCGGCUACAGAACGACCACACAGCGGCUACAGAACGACCACACGGCGGCUACAGAACGACCACACGGCGGCUACAGAACGACCACACAGCGGCUACAGAACGACCACACGGCGGCUACAGAACGACCACACGGCAGCUACAGAACGACCACACGGCGGCUACAGAACGACCACACGGCAGCUACAGAACGACCACACGGCGGCUACAGAACGACCACACGGCAGCUACAGAACGACCACACGGCAGCUACAGAACGACCACACGGCGGCUACAGAACGACCACACGGCGGCUACAGAACGACCACACGGCGGCUACAGAACGACCACACGGCAGCUACAGAACGACCACACGGCAGCUACAGAACGACCACACGGCAGCUACAGAACGACCACACGGCGGCUACAGAACGACCACACGGCAGCUACAGAACGACCACACGGCGGCUACAGAACGACCACACGGCGGCUACAGAACGACCACACGGCGCGGCUACAGAACGACCACACGGCAGCUACAGAACGACCACACACGGCGGCUACAGACACACACGCGGCUACAAACGACCAGCGCUACAGAACGACCACACGGCGCACAGACGACCACACGGCGGGCUACAGAACGACCACACGGCUACGAACGACCACACGGCGCUACAGAACGACCACACGGCGGCUACAGAACGACCACACGGCGGCAGCUACAGAACGACCACACAGCAGCUACAGAACGACCACACGGCGGCUACAGAACGACCACACGGCGGCUACAGAACGACCACACGGCAGCUACAGAACGACCACACGGCGGCUACAGAACGACCACACGGCGGCUACAGAACGACCACACAGCUAGUUUAG